Molecule: messenger RNA, 333 nt
Organism: Plasmodium gonderi
Lineage: Eukaryota; Apicomplexa; Aconoidasida; Haemosporida; Plasmodiidae
Product: protein phosphatase inhibitor 3
Exons: 4
Coding region: 1-333 (110 amino acids)
Cellular component (GO): nucleus
Molecular function (GO): protein serine/threonine phosphatase inhibitor activity; protein phosphatase 1 binding
Source: RefSeq, a predicted model, not a curated record
AUGUCGCACAUGCACUCAUCCUCAAGCACAACCACCACCACAUAUGUUCAAGAAACAAACAGGAGGAACGAACAAAAUGGAAACCAAAGCACAAUUGUGCGAAUUUUAAAACUCACGCCGCAGAAAAUGGUUAGGUGGGAUGAAAGCACAGUUGACAAUGAGAACGCACAGAAGAAAUCGUCCAAGGUGUGUUGCAUAUACCACAAGCCCAAGAAAUUUGGGGAGAGCUCGGAGUCAGACUCAGAUUCGUCGGAAAACGAGGGAGACUGUAGGCCAUGUUCCAAAAAAGAUGAACGAACGAAAGAAAAAAAAGAAGAAAAAGAAAUUAAGUAG